AAAGGGAAGAAGGACUCUCAGAAGAGUCAGAAGGGAGGUACGCUGGGUAAAGGGGCGGGGAAGAAGAUCACUAAGAUCAUUGGCUUAGGCAAGAAGAAGCCAUCCACUGACGAACAGACAUCUUCAGCCGAGGAGGACAUACCCACCUGUGGCUACCUGAACGUGCUGUCCAAUAACCGCUGGCGUGAGCGUUGGUGUCGUCUGAAGGACAACCAGCUGCUGCUUCAUAAGGACCGUACUGACCUGAAGACCCACACAGCCAGCCUGCCCCUCAGAGGCUGCGAGGUCAGCCCUGGACUGGACUCCAAACACCCCUUCGCCUUCCGCCUGCUCCGCAACGGACAGGAGGUGGCCGUACUGGAGGCGUCCUCCUCAGAGGUGAUGGGUCGUUGGCUGGGGAUGCUGCUAGCUGAAACAGGCUCUAUCACAGACCCUGCUGCCUUACAUUACGAUUACAUAGAUGUAGAGACUACCGCAAACGUUAUCCAGCUGGCCAAGCAGUCCUUCUGCUUCACUAGUAAACGUGCUGUAUCUCCCAACCCUUAUCUGGACAACCCUGCCAACAGCUACGCAUGUCCCUCUGGAAUGGCACUGCACUAUGAUGAUGUGCCAAUCAAUGGAAUGGACCCAGAGGCGCUAUACUCCAGCCCUGCCACCGGAGGGCGACGUCUGAGAGAGGAGGUGUUGUAUGAGAACACUGACCCUGACCUGUAUGAGAACAUGCCUUCGCCCAAGCUGGCCGCCCGCUACUCCCCCAAGCCCAGUCGCCUGGCAUCAUCCUCCUCCUCCUCUUCCUCCAGCCACUACAAAACCCCUGGCCCUGUCAAAUCCAAACUCUUCUCCUCUUCCUCCUCUUCAUCGGCUAACACUAACACUAAAGCCGUUACUCAGCUGAAGGGAAAAAAGGUCCCAGUGACCAAUGGGACAGCGUCUAAACAGAAGGUGGACAAGAACCAGGCCAAGAAGACCAAUGGAACAACCAAUGGAACAGCAUCUGUGAAACGCAACAACUCCAGUGCAGAGCAGUAUAAGUACGGUAAGAACCGUGUGGAGGCGGACGCCAAGAUGCUGCAGGCUAAAGAGGAGGAGCUAAUAAAGAGAAAGCAGGACAUCAGGAACCGUCUGACCCAGCUGAAGAAGGACAGGAGAGACCUGCGCAACGCCAUGGAGGCCAGCACCGCUAAGCGUUCCGCUGGGUCCCUGGCGGAGCGGCUGAAAAAGGUGGAGGACGAGUGCAAGCUGAAGGAGGACGAGCGGGUGAGCCUGGAGCUGGAGAUGACAGAGGUCAAGGAGAGUCUGAAGAAGGCCCUGAACGGAGGAGUCACUCUGGGACUCACCAUCGAGCCCAAGUCUGGCACCUCCAGCCCACAGUCCCCAGUGUUGCUGAGGAGUACCGUAGAGAACUCUCCCAUCUCCAGCUGUGACACCAGUGACACAGAGAGCUGUUCUACCCUGCCCGUCAACAGUGCUCCCUCCUCCGCAGAACGACCAUCAGAAACCCUCGGCUGUCCGCGGCCAUGUCCUAAGAAGGCCAAGGAAUGGGAGAUGAAGACGGGCACAUGAGCAACAACUCUCUUCACAACAGUCCUAUCUUAUUCGCUUUUUAUUUUAUUUUAAUGCGUGUAUAUAUUAAUUUAAAUCAGUUGGUAUGGGGAGGAAGGUUGAAGAGGAGUACACUACAAGCAUAGCCAAACAGAGAGACGAUCAAGACAAUGCUGAUUUUUGUCUACUUUAUUUCCUGGACAUAAAGAACUAGCAGUCUUUUUCUAGCUUACUAUUGUGUAAUACCAUGUCAUGUUUCAACUACUCUGUCGUGUCCUUUUGCCCAAUCUUGUUUUUUUUUGUUCGUCUUCUUUUUGCAGACAUCCGCUUUCAUACAGUCUCUUGUUGCCUGUUUCUCCGUCACAUAAAACAAUCAGGUUUCUAAACCUCUUGGGGUUCCAAAAUCAAGUGCAUAUUUAUUUGUAAAUGUUUCUUAGGUAAAUACUAGCAUCCUUGUGAUUAUUUAUGUUGAUGAUAUUUAAUGCUUGUUGUAUUGUAUAGCUCCCUCUCUUUAGAACAGGAACUGCACUGUGCCACUAAUGUCCACAUCAUCUGGAUCCAGCCGUUAGUAUCACUGUUAGGCAAUCCAGGUGAUUUUCAAAUCAUCAAACCAGCAAUACACCUACAGUACUCCUAGUCCUUAGUGGUUGAUGCCUGGGAGUGGGCCUUUGGAAUGCGCCACUCAGUAAAGUGCAGGUCAAACUAAGGCAUGGUGGUGUUCUGGUGAGUUUGGCCACUGGCGUUGGAAAAGUCCUCAACCUCAAGUAAUGUAGCCUCUUGUAUUUACACUUCUACAUCCAGGAGCCUCGGGCCAGCUCUUUUAAUCAUGCCACUGGUGCACUGUAACCCCGUGGUCUGGUCUCACUCUGUGUGUGUGUGCGUUAGUUUAUGUGUGUGUGUUAGUUUGUGUGUGUGUGUGUGUGUGUUUGUUUA
Messenger RNA from Salvelinus sp. IW2-2015, 2475 nucleotides. RefSeq names its product actin filament-associated protein 1-like. The record is from RefSeq and is a predicted model, not a curated record. Gene Ontology annotation, cellular component: cytosol. NCBI's taxonomy places the organism in Eukaryota, Metazoa, Chordata, Actinopteri, Salmoniformes, Salmonidae. Gene Ontology annotation, molecular function: SH2 domain binding; SH3 domain binding.